Vanderwaltozyma polyspora DSM 70294 is the source of this 2025-nucleotide messenger RNA. RefSeq names its product DNA-binding transcription factor SWI5 (gene SWI5). NCBI's taxonomy places the organism in Eukaryota, Fungi, Ascomycota, Saccharomycetes, Saccharomycetales, Saccharomycetaceae. The transcript has a single exon. Bases 1 to 2025 code for a protein of 674 amino acids. Gene Ontology annotation, biological process: regulation of transcription by RNA polymerase II. The record is from RefSeq and is a predicted model, not a curated record. Gene Ontology annotation, cellular component: nucleus.
AUGGAUUCUAUUACUGAUGAACAGUGGUUUUUAGAAACCUCUGGAAUGUUAGGUAAUGAUAAUUUGGGACCUCAAUCACAGGUCUUACCUGGUAAACGUAGACCAGGAAAGAAGAAAUAUCCAACUCAUAUGUAUUCCGAUAGGAACAACACUGAUACCAUGUUUUCUGAUUUCAAGGCUCUGAUAUCUCCAGAGCUUGAGUCGUUCGACUUCCCUCCAUCUUUCAAUGGUGACACUAUUGCCGAUAAUAAUGAGGAUGUCGAUAUUGAUUGGAGCCAAUUGAAUUUAGACCUAUCUGUUGAGCAAAGAAGAGCAAACGCCCAACAAAGAAGAGUCUCAAGUGGGACUGCUAUCUUUGGUUUUUCUAACCAUGAUAAAAACCUGAUGUUUUCAAAUACAAAUUUAAACCCAACAGAAUACCCAAACCCUUCCGAAGAGUUAAUUAAACAAGAAGUAGACUUACAAUUGGCCUUGGCAAAACAACGUGAAACUAAUAGGAAAUUAGAAGAAGAGUUGUAUAAGAAUAUGCUGAAACAAGAAAAUCUAAACAAACAGAUUAGCAAACAAAAAAUUUCAAGCUCAAAGAUUCUACAAGACUCAAAAUUUCCAGAAGUUUCACUAGAUUUAGAAACUGAAGAUUUAUUUGACUUAGAGUCUUCAGAUGUCAUCAAUGGUUCUCCUUCAAAGAAGCCAAACAGAGGCAAAUUAUCGAUCAUACACAACUAUAAUGAUAAGAUUCCAGUCCCUCAAAACAAAAGGAAAUCAAGUAAUAUAGUGAGAGAAAUGGAAAGAUUCUUUCAAGAAACUAAUACCCAAAAUAAAGAAAACAUAUCUUAUGGCAAAAUUAGUGUACCUCAUAAAUUUGACCAAAAUAUUGUCACAUACGGCAAACAAUUGAUUUCUCCUGCUUUAUCUUCUAAAUUCAGUCCAGCACUAAGCAAUUUAGAUGGUAUUUCUGAAUCAAUAAUGGGCGAUAAUCAAUACGAUUUAGAUGAUGAUUCAAAUGGAUCCUCAAAUAUGCCUUUAGGUUUAGGGUUACAUUCGGAUAGAAGAUCUUCUGUAAAUAUUCUUCCAACAAUACCAAGCUCAAUUCCUGGUAGCCCAAUCCAAAGGAUCCAAUCUAAUCCUAAUGACGUUAGAUCAGGGUCCAAUAAUAAAAGUACCGUGAAUGGUGGUUCUUUUACAAAAUUUCAAACUACACCAAGCUUGAAGCCACCAUCUUCAAGAACAACAUCACACGGUUAUUUAGAUGUUAACAAUGAAGAUGGAAAUUGUACCCCAUAUAAUACUAGCCCAUCUUCAUCACCAGUUAUGAGAAACCAAGGACAAUUCGAAUUAAACUUAAUAAACAGUAAUACUUUCGGCGAAGCAAGCCCUAUAAAAAUAACAAGGAAACCAACAACUCUUCCAAGAGGUUCAAUUGACAUAUACGUCAAAGAAAUGCCAGAUAAAAAGUUUCAAUGCCUAUACCCUAAGUGUGAUAAAACAUUUAAGAGAAGAUAUAAUAUCAGAUCACACAUCCAAACCCAUCUGGAAGAUAGACCAUACAAAUGUGAUUUUGAAGGGUGUGAUAAAGCCUUUGUUAGAAACCAUGAUUUAAUUAGACAUAAAAAAUCCCAUGCUGAAAAAUCUUAUGCCUGCCCUUGCGGGAAGAAAUUUAACAGAGAAGAUGCUUUGAUAGUUCAUAGAAGUAGAAUGAUCUGUUCUGGAGGUAAAAAAUAUGAAAAUGUAGUCAUUAAGAGGUCUCCAAGAAAGCGUGGAAGACCAAGAAAGGAUGGAUCAGAUAGUGUUAACUGUAGUCCAGUUAAAGAAUCUGUUAAAAAUGACAGCAAUGGUUAUGUCAUGAAAAAAAUUGAAGAACAAAUAAGUUCUUCCCUCGAUAUCAAUACAAUGGCAGGUGCUCCACAACCUCCAUUUAAGUUUUCUAACAAAAGUUUGUUACUUUCACCUGCAUCCCAGGGUGAUUUUAGUGACUUUGACCCUUCACUAAACACAAAUCAGGAAUUUGAAUUUAGUAUUUAUUAG